GACGGCGAGCAUGGAGGAGGCAGUGAAGACAAUUCCAUCAAACUAUCAACCAGGAAGAUAGCGAAAUGUCUACUGAUCAGCUUAUCCUCUACCAUUAUCCCCCCUCCCCAUGGGCCCAAAAGAUCACCAAUUUCCUUGCUGUUUCUGGCACCUCGUACACAGAAUGUAAGCAACCUAUGGUCAUGCCACGUUCGGACCUAUCGUUGCUUGGGAUCAGUUAUCGCCGGAUCCCGUUGAUUGCGGUCGGGAAAGAUGUGUACUGCGAUACGAGGUUGAUCCUGGAUCGGUUGGUUGGGGGGAUGGGACAAGUCCCUGUCGAGGGUGUUAAGGACUUGGACAGGUGGAGGGCUAAUGCCGGCUUGGCUCGCGGCUUGGAGUUUUGGAGUGGGACCAAGAUUUUCCCGAUCGCACCGCUGACUUUUCCUCCCUCCUUCCCUAUCUUCAAGAACAAGCAGUUCUUGAAAGAUCGGGAGGCCUUUUCAGGGCGCUCGUGGCAGCCGGAGCAUUUGGCCAAGGUUCGUCCGGGUGCGCUGGCGGAGUUUAAGGCGUAUGUGGACAUUAUCGAAAAUGAGGUGCUUGCAGAUGGACGUGACUGGGUGCUGGGAACAGAGAACUGCGGGAUGGGUGAUGUUCAGUUGAGCUGGGUGGUUGAUUGGGUAAUCAAUGGGUUGGGCGCGACGAAGGGGUUGAUCGACCAGGAUACGCACCCGAAGACUUGUGCGUGGUUGUCGCGAUUCAGGAAGGCCGUUACGGACGGUACUGCGACUAUCAAGCGCACCUCGAUUAAAGGCGAGGAAGCUAAAGCCAAGAUUUUGGCGUCCAACACAUUCGCGGAUGUUCAACACGACAAAAAUGAUCCGCAGCUUGGCGAUUGCGUUGGACAGGACGUCAGUGUCGUGCCAGAGGAUACUGGAAGGUCUCAUCCUCAGGUUGGAAAGUUGGUUGCUGCUAACUCAGGAGAGGUUGUGGUAGAGGUGCAGGUCCCUAGUGGUGAGGGGGCAAUCAGGGUGCACUUUCCGAGGAUUGGGUUUAGGGUUGUGAAGGGUGGAAAGGACGCCAAGUUGUGAGGUUCCUGUGGCUAUGUUUUGACAACCUGAGGCAGGAUAGGACAAUAUCGCUAG
Messenger RNA from Saitoella complicata NRRL Y-17804, 1121 nucleotides. RefSeq lists its product as uncharacterized. The record is from RefSeq and is a predicted model, not a curated record. The coding region runs from base 66 to 1067 and encodes 333 amino acids. The transcript has 3 exons. Lineage: Eukaryota; Fungi; Ascomycota; Saitoellomycetes; Saitoellales; Saitoellaceae.